UGGCUGACGGCAGCGCCGCGCUACAUUUGGAGAGGUCACUCAGGAGACGGCAUUGGGCUCGGGGUCUGGGGGGGGGUCUCAGAGUCCGCGGCAUUAUGUGGAGCGUCUGUGCGCGGCGGGCCCAGCGUGCGGCCCCGAGGGCGGGAUUCGGGGCUCGGUGCACGGCCUUGCGGGAGGGAUCCGAAGCUCCCUGCACGACCCCCCUGUUUGGCUGGGCCCCGGCCCGCUGCAACAGUGCGAUCACAGGGUAUGGCGGGGUCCGGGCACUUUGCGGCUGGAGCCCCAGCUCUGCGGCCACACCGCGGAAUCGGUUUCUGCUGCAGCUUUUGGCCUUGCCCGGCCGCCGGUGUUAUAGUUUUCCGCCGCAUCAGAAGGUUCCAUUGCCCUCUCUUUCCCCUACAAUGCAGGCUGGCACUAUAGCUCGUUGGGAGAAAAAGGAAGGGGAAAAAAUCAAUGAGGGUGAUCUAAUUGCAGAGGUUGAAACAGAUAAAGCCACUGUUGGGUUUGAGAGCCUGGAAGAAUGUUACAUGGCAAAGAUUCUUGUUGCUGAAGGUGCCAGAGAUGUUCCAGUUGGAGCAAUUAUCUGUAUUACAGUUGAAAAGCCAGAGGAUAUUGAGGCCUUUAAAAAUUAUACAUUGGAUACCUCUGCAGCACCUCCCCCACAAGCAGCCCCAGCAUCAACCCCUGCUGCUGCUGCUUCACCUCCCACACCUUCUGCUCAGGCUCCUGGUAGCUCAUAUCCCACUCACAUGCAGGUGGUUCUUCCUGCCCUUUCUCCCACCAUGACCAUGGGCACAGUUCAGAGGUGGGAAAAAAAAGUGGGUGAAAAGCUAAGUGAAGGGGACUUGUUGGCAGAGAUAGAGACUGACAAGGCCACCAUAGGUUUUGAAGUUCAGGAAGAAGGUUACCUCGCAAAAAUCUUGAUCCCUGAAGGCACAAGAGAUGUCCCUCUAGGAACCCCACUCUGUAUCAUUGUAGAAAAAGAAGCAGAUAUACCAGCAUUUGCUGAUUAUAGGCCAACUGAAGUAACUGAUUUAAAACCUCAAGCACCACCACCUACCCCACCGCCGGUGGCCACUGUUCCUCCAACUCCCCAACCUGUAGCUUCUAUACCUCUAGCUACCCGCCCAGCUACUUCUGCUGCACCAAAGGGAAGGGUGUUUAUUAGCCCUCUUGCAAAGAAAUUGGCAGCAGAGAAAGGGAUUGACCUUGCACAAGUGAAAGGGACGGGACCAGAUGGCAGAAUCACCAAGAAGGACAUUGACUCUUUUGUGCCUACCAAACCUGCCCCUGCCCCAGCAGCUGCUGUGCCUCUCCCAGGUCCAGGAGUGACACCAGUUCCUACAGGUGUCUUCACAGAUAUCCCAAUCAGCAACAUUCGCCGAGUUAUUGCACAGCGGUUAAUGCAAUCUAAGCAAACCAUACCUCAUUAUUACCUUUCUAUUGAUGUAAAUAUGGGAGAAGUUUUGUUGGUACGGAAAGAACUUAAUAAGAUUUUAGAAGGGACCAGCAAAAUUUCUGUCAAUGACUUCAUCAUAAAAGCUUCAGCUUUGGCAUGUUUAAAAGUUCCUGAAGCAAAUUCUUCUUGGCUGGACACAGUUAUAAGACAGAAUCACGUUGUUGAUAUCAGUGUUGCUGUCAAUACUCCUGCAGGACUUAUAACUCCUAUUGUAUUUAAUGCACAUAUAAAAGGACUGGAAACCAUUGCGAAAGAUGUUGUUUCUUUAGCAACCAAAGCUCGAGAGGGUAAACUACAGCCACAUGAAUUCCAGGGUGGCACUUUUACAAUCUCCAAUUUAGGAAUGUUUGGAAUUAAGAAUUUCUCUGCUAUUAUUAACCCACCUCAAGCAUGUAUUUUGGCAAUUGGUGCUUCAGAGGAUAGACUGCUUCCAGCAGAUAAUGAAAAAGGAUUUGAUGUAGCUAGCAUGAUGUCUGUUACACUCAGUUGUGAUCAUCGGGUUGUUGAUGGAGCAGUUGGAGCACAGUGGCUUGCUGAGUUUAGAAAAUACCUUGAAAAGCCUAUCACCAUGUUGUUAUAAUUAACCCAAGAAUUUCUAGACGACUCAGUCAUAUCAGUUCAUUCUUAUAAAAAAAUAUUUAUGUGUUAUUAAACAUGUGGUUCUUUUUAUUUUAAAGUUAAACAGUUAUUUUGUCCAGAUAAGUUAUUUGUAAUGGGCAUUACUGGAUUUUUUUUUUUUAAUGCCAAUUACACCCAAAUAUUUUGCACAUUUAGUAAUUAAAUACCAGAUUUUAAGCUGUCUUCCUUGUCACAGGACAUGUGGCCUAGCCCUUUGGUGAUAAGUACUUUCACUCAGAAAUAUAGUAGAGGCAGAAUUGUGGUUCCCUGUUGAGACAGGUACAUAAAAGCAACCUGGGUGAAACUUGGAAGCUCUGCAAUUAAUUACCUAAAAUGUUUUACUGGGUUUAAAAAAAAGAGAAGUCAGGAAAAUUCUCUUGGAAAAAGGGUUUGGCUUGAAGGUUUAUUUUGGAAUUUAACCUCUAAAUUUUUCUAUACAUGAUUUAUCAUGGAUGGGGAGGAUAGAGAACAUCGAAAAUAAGUGAGAUUUCAAAAGUCAACAUUUUCUUACAUCUCUUCAACCAUGUUAUUUUUCUAUGAAUCCCUAAACUGUUUCGUAUCCUAUUGAGAUGAUGACAUAAUGACAUAUAAACCAGUUACUUGGUGUGAGAAUUUCUGUGGGUAUUUAAACAACUUAAAUGGGUAACUCAGAGUACAAUUCUGCAGUUAUCUCCAAAUAAAAUAUGCUUGUAGAAUUUAACAGAAAGAAGUUGUGAAAGAAUCCUUACUUCAAGAUUAACUGGGUGGUUACUUCCAAAUGAAUUUAACUAUCAGAAUUUGUUGCUUGGAAAACUAUGGAAGAAGUGUAUAUAUAUAUAAAAUGGCUACCAAGAAUUGGAUGUGUGCCAAAGUCCAUUUAUUACUAAGACCCAUUUGCAUUGUUGAACAGUUUGGAGUGAUGAAAGGAUCAAUCGCAAAACAAAGUGGUCAUUUUUACUUGGAUAAAUAGAAAAAAGAUAAGUGGAAGAUGUUAAAUAUAUGCAAAAAAGGCCUAUGUCUUUCCACCCCAGGGUUGUCGCAUAUAAAUAAGAAAGGUAGUGGAGAGAAAAAUUUGUUUAGUUGCUAUCUUAACAGCUUAAAUACUUUUUUUUUCCAUUUUGUUAUAAUUUGCCUUUCUUUUGUGGGGAGGGAGGGGAAGAUAUUCAGGAUGAUAAUAAUUGGAAACAUUAUUACAAUUCCAGACUUCCUUAUCAAAUUGAUGUGUUUUAGUAACUGUUUGGAAUUGUUUAUGACUAAAAUAAAUUUGACCAGUGCUUCCUUGUAUAUAUGUAUUAUGUGGUGACACUAGCCCAGGAUAUUUAUUCUGUCUUUUAGCGUUGACUCUAUUUCUAAAUGUUCAUUUACAUGAUGCAUGAGUACAAGUGACACUCCAUAUAUUCUAUAAAUAUUCAUUUUGUUGUAUUAUUUUGAAAACAACUGAAUCCAUUAAUCUAAUUUUUCAGUAAUUAGUUAUUUUAUCUUGAACUGAAGAUUAUGGAGAAGGAAUAAGCUUAUCACAAGGGACCAUCAUCAGUAUGAGCCAAAUCUGGUUCAAAGAUAAGAAAUUUCAAAGAUAAUUCACUCUUUGCUAAUGCUUAUGGCUCUGUUAUUCCCUUGAAAGAAAAAUAAAAACAACUGCCUUUUAAUAAAAAUUGUUCUGAGUUAAAAAUUAA
Molecule: messenger RNA, 3729 nt
Organism: Choloepus didactylus (southern two-toed sloth)
Lineage: Eukaryota; Metazoa; Chordata; Mammalia; Pilosa; Megalonychidae
Gene: DLAT
Product: dihydrolipoamide S-acetyltransferase
Exons: 14
Coding region: 96-2039 (647 amino acids)
Biological process (GO): pyruvate decarboxylation to acetyl-CoA
Cellular component (GO): pyruvate dehydrogenase complex
Molecular function (GO): dihydrolipoyllysine-residue acetyltransferase activity
Source: RefSeq, a predicted model, not a curated record